This is a messenger RNA of Dissoconium aciculare CBS 342.82, 261 nucleotides long. RefSeq lists its product as uncharacterized. The transcript is spliced from 2 exons. Gene Ontology annotation, biological process: attachment of spindle microtubules to kinetochore. The record is from RefSeq and is a predicted model, not a curated record. The annotation marks the transcript as partial. NCBI's taxonomy places the organism in Eukaryota, Fungi, Ascomycota, Dothideomycetes, Mycosphaerellales, Dissoconiaceae. Gene Ontology annotation, cellular component: DASH complex.
UCGACAAACCGCCUGUCCACGGUUCCAACCGCGGCGUCCAAGUCGCGUCAAUUAUCCCAUUUGCACGCGCAGCUCGCGCAGUUGACGGCCAAUAUGUCUGAUCUGGAAAACUUAUUACGCAUGACAGCUGUACAAGCCGAGGGUAUGCGCGGUCUGGGUGGAUAUGCUGGUGGAAUUGUCGAACUGACAACUGUUGUCAGGUUCAUGGCGGCGUCGAAAGUGUUGGGUGAAGAGACUGUCAAUGGCGGCGGUGCGGCAGGC